This is a messenger RNA of Durusdinium trenchii, 1080 nucleotides long. The record is from the annotation of a GenBank genome assembly. Lineage: Eukaryota; Dinophyceae; Suessiales; Symbiodiniaceae.
AUGAAAAUGGCACAGAGUCGAUUGGAAGCUGGGACCCUUGCACGGGUGCAUGGCCUGCGAACGGUGGCGGAGUUGAAUGGAAGCACGGUUCACUUGCAUAAAUGGGACGUCGUGGCGCAGCGCUGGAUCGUCAGCUUGCAAGAUGGAUCUGUGAAGUCCAUUCGUCCACAGAACUUGUUGAGACUACCCUCCUCUCGAGCAAGUUUUUCAAGUCCUCCAGCACAUACAGAGGCAACAGGAGACGCUUCGCAGUCUGGAGCACAAUUUGACCGUGAGGAGCUGAAGAGCUUAGCUCGUCAGAUGCUCACGGACUGCGAGGCAGACCAGGUCCUUGAUGCUUUAAGUACAGAAGAGCUGCUGGAGCUGGUGCAAACCUUGCAGACAGACGCGUCGGGUGGCUACCCGCGUGGGGAAGAGACUCAGCCCGCCGCAAGUGCAGCAAACACACAGGCCACAAGCAUGUCACCAGAAAGGGGAGGUUUUCAAGAGCGCUUGGAACAUUUGGAGCUGGAAGAAGCUCGUGUCAAGUCGCUUGUGGAGGCCCAAUCCAAACUAGCCAAAGAGCUCGAAGCGCGAGAGGAAGCCUUGCGACUUGCAGAAGAGCGCUUGGAACAACGUCGGGCAGAACCCCCAGAGGCAGUUGCAGUGAAGAUCCCCUUUGUCAUAUCUGACGAGGAAUCCCCCGCAUUGAAGGCGGAACGUGCUGAGCUUCAAAGACUCCGUGACGAGGUUGAAGCAACUGCCAGGGAGAUGGAAGCAAGACAGCAAGCUGCCAAGCAGCAAGCCAAAAACUUCGAAGAGCGGGAGUUGCAGCUUCUAGAGGAGGAGUCGGCGCAAUUGCAUGCUGCGUCCGCGUUGAAGGAAGAAGAGGCCCGCUUGGAAAUGCAACGACGCAGCCUUGGGAUGCUGCAACAGGCUCUUCUCAAAGGAGCCAGUGAGGCCAAAGGGCCUGCAACUGGCGUGACCACUGAGCACUCGCUUGAUGACGAGACAUUUAACCAGCACGAAGAGACCGCAGCAGGAGCCAGCAGCGGUGGAGAUGACGAGGUCUGGGAGUUGGAUUGGAGCAGUGCUUUUUGA